CAUUCAGUUCAGUUACACUUUUUUCUUCUCUCUCAGACGAAUGUCGUUUUCAACUCCCCAGCCUACAUCUAUGAUCUAUUCCUAUAAAUUUUGGUGUCGCACUAAUUUAGAGCUAAACAUCAUCACCAGCAGAGCAAAGCAAAGCCAAGAAAAGAAAAUUGUAUGUGAUAAUGGAUAGCCACUAUCACCUCGGUAUUGCUCGCUAUUUACUUCUAUUGUUUUUGGUCUCUUCCUACAUGCAGACUACUACCAAUCUCUGUUUCUGUUUGGACGGUGAUGAACUUUCAAGCAGUGUGAAAACAAAUUCAUGCAUCGACGAAGAAAGACAAUCACUUCUCAUCUUUAAGCAACACCUUGUUGAUCCUUCUGGUAGGCUUUCCUCUUGGGUGGGCCGUGAUUGCUGUCAAUGGAGAGGUAUUUCAUGCAACAACAACACUGGUCAUGUCGUGAAGAUGGACCUUCGGAAUCCAUAUCCGUAUUCCAUUUCCGAUGACCAGUGGGAGUACGAAGCUUAUCAGAAAUCUCUCUUGGGAGGUAAGAUAAAUGCUUCUCUGUUGGGCUUGAAACAUUUAAAUUACCUGGACCUAAGCAAGAAUUUUUUUCAUAGCAGUCAAAUUCCUAAGUUCUUUGGGGAGCUUAAAAGUUUGCAAUAUCUCAAUCUCUCCUUUGCGUCAUUUGGAGGAGAGAUUCCCCUUUCUCUUGGUAACCUGUCAAGCCUUAACUUUCUUGACCUUGGGUGGAAUCAACUCUCAUCUUCAAAAACUUUGAAUUGGCUUUCUCACCUCUCUUCUCUAGAAUACCUUAAUCUCAAUUACAUUGACCUUAGCAGCACUGGAGUCAGUUGGGCGUAUGAUAUUUCGAUGCUUCGUUCAUUGUUAGAGUUACACUUGUCUUCGUGCCACAUUGAAAGCAUUCCACUCUCAUUGCAGGGAAUUAACUUGACAUCGCUUUUUAAUCUUACCAGCCUCAUAACUCUUGAUCUAUCCGAGAAUAAUUUCAAUGGUCCUUUUCCAAAUGAACUUGCAUGUCUCAAAUCUCUGGAAUACCUUGAUUUAUCUAAAACAGGCUUAAAAGGUCAAGUUCCCAAAGUCUUUGGAAAUUUGUGCAAGCUAAAGGUCUUGAGUCUUUCUGGAAACAAAAUUGAUGGGAGGGUUGAAGAGUUUUUGAGGAGUUUCUCAAAUUGUUCUAAUAACCCAUUAGAGUCAUUAGAUUUGUCUAAUUGUGAGCUGGAAAGCCAAAUGCCGGCCUCCUUAGGAAUAUUAAAAAGCUUGCAGCAGCUCAACCUUUGUGGAAACUAUUUGUGGGGCUCAAUUCCAGAUUUCAUCGGAAACUUGUCAUCCUUGGAAACAUUGGACAUCUCUAAUAAUAAGAUGAAUGGCUCAAUUCCAGAUUCCAUUGGAAACUUGUCAUCUUUGAAAACUUUGGACCUCUCUUUUAAUACGAUGAAAGGUUCUAUUCCACAAAGUAUGGGACAACUCACUCAUCUACUUUCUCUGCGUCUGCAUGGUAAUUUAUGGGAAGGUAUUCUAACAGAAGCCCAUUUCCUAAACCUUACCAAAUUACAAGAUCUGCAAGUAGGAAACAAAGACCGACCCAUGUCCCUCGUUUUCAAUGUGGCUUAUGAUUGGAUUCCUCCUUUCAAGCUCCACACAAUUGAGAUCAUAAACUGUCAAGUAAGUCUCGGUUUUUGGGUAUGGCUUCAAGCUCAAACUAAAUUGUCUUAUGUUAUUCUUCGUGGUAAUGGAAUCUCGGAUUCCAUUCCAGAGGAAUGGUUGUUGCAGAUAUCUUCCCAACUCAUCCAACUAGACUUGUCUUACAAUCAAUUUCGUGGAAACCUUCCAUCGCAUUUGAAAUUUCCAAAUUUAAAUUCUAUUGAUUUGAGUCAUAAUCAGUUGGAGGGCCCACUCCCACUUUGGUGGUCCACUAAUGUCUUUUCUCUUGAUCUUGAAAGCAAUUUAUUUUCCGGACCAAUUCCCUCCAAUAUUAACCAAAUGAUGCCUAAUUUGAAAACUCUGUAUCUUUCUGAGAAUCAUUUGAAUGGCACUAUUCCUCCCAGUGUUUGCAAUAUGGAGCAAUUGAAAAUCUUGUCCCUGAGGAGCAAUCAAUUUUCUGGGGAAUUCUUUCGUGCAUGGAGUGUGGAGAGCAAUAUGGUGUUUCUAGAUGUUGGUUACAACAAUCUCUCUGGUAAUAUUCCUAGUUCAUUGGGGGUAUUAAGUUCACUUCGAAUAUUAAAGCUCAACAACAACAAUUUUGGCGGUGAAAUACCUGAUUCCUUGCAGAAUUGUUCUAGUUUAGAGAGUAUGGAUCUUGGGGACAACAAGUUAACUGGCAACAUACCUCUAUGGAUAGGAGGAUCAAAUUCAUCCAUGUGGUGUAUGCUACGAUUACGAUCCAACUAUUUCAGUGGACAUAUUUCCCUACAACUGUGCAAUCUUCACCACCUUCAUAUCCUUGACCUCAGUCACAACAACCUUUCAGGUUAUAUUGAGCAAGCCACACUAACACUAAAAGGAAGCGAACUUGUGUACAACAAGACUCUGAUGUUGGUAAAGAGCAUUGAUCUUUCAUCAAAUAAUUUACAAGGUGAAAUCCCUGAAGAAAUAAGCAGCCUCAUUUUAUUGGGUACGUUGAACUUGUCCAAGAAUCAAUUGACUGGAAAGAUCCCCUCCAAGAUCGGAAACUUACAUUUGCUUGAAACUCUUGAUCUCUCACACAACCACCUUUCAGGUCAAAUUCCUCAAAGCUUGUCAUCUUUAACCUCUUUGUCCCACUUGAAUUUGUCUUGCAACAACUUGUCUGGAAGAAUUCCUUUUGGAAACCAGCUUCAAACGCUCAAUUUUUCGUCCAUUUAUAUGGACAAUCCAUUGCUAUGUGGUGUUCCUCUCUCAACUAAGUGCCCUGAAGAUGACAAUUUUACCGCUAAGGAUGCAAAAGACAAGAAUGAAGAUGGUAACAAUGAUAUAUUGUGGUUAUCUGUCAGCGUGGUACUUGGCUUCAUCGUAGGCUUUUGGGGCGUUUGCAGCAUAUUGAUCUCAAAGACAUCAUAGAGGUAUGCAUGUUUUCAAUUCUUCGACAACAUCAAAGAUAAGGCAGUACUAGUAAUUGCAUUGAAAGUGGCUCGGUUCUGAAUAAUGUUUUUUGAAGUUUGAUUGUACUAUAUAUAUGUGAUGUUUUUUCUUUCUACUUUGGGUUUUUGAUACUUGCAACUUAUGUAUUGAAUAAAAGAACUCUAGCUUUCAAUUA
This is a messenger RNA of Pyrus x bretschneideri (Chinese white pear), 3243 nucleotides long. Its product is annotated as receptor-like protein EIX2. The record is from RefSeq and is a predicted model, not a curated record. Gene Ontology annotation, molecular function: protein binding. Bases 171 to 3047 code for a protein of 958 amino acids. The transcript has 2 exons. Lineage: Eukaryota; Viridiplantae; Streptophyta; Magnoliopsida; Rosales; Rosaceae.